Messenger RNA from Penicillium daleae, 2481 nucleotides. RefSeq lists its product as uncharacterized. NCBI's taxonomy places the organism in Eukaryota, Fungi, Ascomycota, Eurotiomycetes, Eurotiales, Aspergillaceae. Gene Ontology annotation, biological process: proteolysis. Gene Ontology annotation, molecular function: metalloendopeptidase activity. The coding region runs from base 1 to 2481 and encodes 826 amino acids. The transcript has a single exon. The record is from RefSeq and is a predicted model, not a curated record.
AUGAGGUUCCCACGGAGUGUGCUGCCCUUUAUAGGAGCAGUGUCGGCUCUGUUCACACUCGUUCAAGGUGUGUGUUGUCUACUGCCUACUCGGCGGCCAAGGUCGCUUUACCUGUUUGCUAACCAUCUUCCCUUCUCAGGCCGAUCCCAAGCGUCAGAGGCCAUCCGCCAGGUCACGCCGAUCGAGAAUGCGGUGAUUCGUACACAAACACACCAAAUAGACCACCUAUCACAUUUUGAUCUCACAUUCGAACUACAACGCGAUGGACAGCGGAUCAAGCUGGAGCUCGAGCCAAAUCACGAUAUUCUUGCCGACGAUGCUUACGUCCAAUACAUCGGCGCCGAUGGACUCUGGGAAGGCGAACCCAUCCACCGACAUGAACACAAAGUCUUUCGCGGUCGAUCCCUGGUCGGUUCCGGCAAGGGACGAUGGACCCCGGCAGGCUGGGCUCGAAUUACAGUAAGAAAGGACGGCCCCGAGCCUCUAUUCGAGGGUGCGUUCAGUAUCGACGGCAACAAGCACCAUGUCGAGCUGCAGUCGACGUAUCUGGCCAAAAAACGCCCUAUCGAUACUGACAUCGAGCACCGAAGUGGCGACUACAUGAUCGUCUACCGGGACACGGAUAUGCUUCGACACCACAGUGAGCUGAAGCGGUCGCUGGAAGGCUCUACGGGCUGCUCGGCGAACAAACUCGAUUAUAAUGCAGAUUUGACUAACUCAAUUUUUCCCUUUGGUCUCGAGCAGCCGGAUAGCCAAUGGGGAGUCACGCCACUGAAUUCGUUGUUUGGGCUCACCAAGCGCCAAUCAGAUGUGGGAGGCGUGUCAGGCAAUACGGCCGGUGUGAAUUUGAAGAGCACUGUCGGCGAUACAGCGGGAUGCCCCAAGACCAAGAAGGUCGCUCUGAUUGGUGUGGCGACGGAUUGUGAAAUGACCAAUUACUUCAAGUCCAACUCUACGCCGAAAGACGCGGCAAAGGAUUGGGUCAUCAACUUGGUCAACACGGCGUCAAGCCUGUACGAAGAGUCGUUCAAUGUGUCGAUUGGGUUGCGCAAUCUCACUGUGAAUGACCAAUCUUGUCCUACGACGGCCACUGCGGCUCUUCCGUGGAAUAUUGGCUGCGAUGGAGGAAACAUUACCUGGCGAUUGAACGAGUUCUCCAAAUGGCGUUCGAGUAAUGCAGACAGCAACGCGUAUUGGACCUUGAUGACCGGCUGCCCUACUGGCCAGGAAGUUGGCGUGUCCUGGAUGGGCCGUCUGUGCAGCUCCGACCUCGUCAGCUCGGGAGAUAGCUCAGUGUCGGGCGCGAAUGUCGUCGUCGGCAACCAAGGCUCCACAUGGCAGAUUUUCGCUCACGAGACCGGACAUACGUUCGGUGCUGUACAUGAUUGUGAUUCGAGUGCAUGUGCUCAAGAUCUGCAAGACUCUUCCCAGUGCUGUCCGCUGUCAGCGAGCACUUGCAAUGCUAAUGCCAAAUACAUCAUGAACCCCUUUGCUGACCCGAGCAUGACAACCUUUUCUCCAUGCACCAUCGGCAAUAUCUGCUCAGCCAUCGGCCGCAACAGUAUCAAGUCAACCUGUCUCUCCGACAAUCGCGGAGUCGUAACGAUGAGCGGCAGCACUUGCGGCAACGGCAUCGUCGAAGCUGGCGAAGACUGCGACUGUGGCGGCGAGGAAAGCUGCGGUGCCAAUGCUUGCUGCGACGCAAAGACAUGCAAGUUCAAGGACAAUGCCGUCUGCGACGACUCCAAUGACAGCUGUUGCACAAAAUGCCAGUUUACGGCCGCAAACACAGUUUGCCGAGCGAGUACAAGUGUCUGUGACAUUGCCGAGACCUGUACUGGAAACUCCAGCGCCUGCCCCUCGGAUAAGUUCAAGGACGACGGAUCGUCGUGUGGUAGUGGCCUCACCUGUGCCAGCGGCCAAUGUACCAGUCGCGAUUAUCAGUGCCGUACCGUGAUGGGCAGCCUGCUCAACACCAAUCAUACUUGGGCUUGUGAUAAUACGUUAGACCCGUCCUGCAGCCUGGUCUGUGGCACGGCUAGCAGUGUCAUGGGGUAUCCCGCUGGCACCUGUAUCUCUGUGUUCCAGAAUUAUCUGGAUGGUACGCCGUGUGACGCCGGCGGUAAAUGCUAUAGCGGCCAGUGCAAGGGUUCUUCCGUCGGAGGAUGGAUUCGCGACCACAAAACGCUUGUCAUUGGCCUUUGUGCCGGCGUGGGCAGUCUUAUCGUCCUCUUCAUACUUUAUUGUCUCAUCAACCGAUGCCGUAUGGCCGCUGCAAGGCGUCGUAUGGCCAAGAACGUUCGUCCCCCACCUCCCAUGGGCCGUUAUCCUGGUCCAAUGCCGGGUCCAAUGCCUGGUCGAGGGCCCCCUCAUGGGCCUCCGCCUGGUCCUCCUGGGAACCAGUGGUAUGGCUAUCCUAACGAUGGGUAUCCCAAUCCUGGGUAUCACAAUAUGCCCCCGCCCCCGCCUCGAUACGCCUAA